This is a messenger RNA of Thalassophryne amazonica, 4090 nucleotides long. It is a transcript of the gene h6pd, whose product is annotated as hexose-6-phosphate dehydrogenase (glucose 1-dehydrogenase). The transcript has 5 exons. Gene Ontology annotation, molecular function: 6-phosphogluconolactonase activity; glucose-6-phosphate dehydrogenase activity; NADP binding. Gene Ontology annotation, cellular component: endoplasmic reticulum. The record is from RefSeq and is a predicted model, not a curated record. The coding region runs from base 72 to 2456 and encodes 794 amino acids. Gene Ontology annotation, biological process: pentose-phosphate shunt, oxidative branch; pentose-phosphate shunt; glucose metabolic process. NCBI's taxonomy places the organism in Eukaryota, Metazoa, Chordata, Actinopteri, Batrachoidiformes, Batrachoididae.
GUGACUCACGUGACCAGGAUGUGUCUUGGAUGGGACACUGAAUCGUUCACACCACCGCCAUCAGAACUUGGAUGCUUCAGGACCAGAACAUGUUUGCAACUCUGGUUCUGCUCGUGGUCACUCUGUGUGCUCAGGGUGAAAGCAGCAAGGAGCCACACAAACCUGGUCACGUUUCAGUGGUGGUCGUGGGAGGCACAGGUGAUUUGGCUAAGAAGUACCUGUGGCAAAGUUUUUUCCAUCUGUAUGUGAACCAGGUCAGCAGUGGACACACCUUCUCUUUCUAUGCUGGAGGACUUUCACCUACAGACAAAAACACGCCAGUCUUCUUUGAAAUACUAAAGACCGUGACUUGUUCGAAGGAUGUACCUCAGGAACGAUGUGCUCUUUUGAAAGAGCAAUUCCUAAGACUCGCACAGUAUCGACAGUUGAAGACCGUAGAAGACUACCAGGAGCUGGCCAAGCACGUUGAGCAGCAACUUAAACAAGAGGGAAUGGUGGAGGCAGGGAGACUCUUCUACCUCUCAGUACCAGCCUUCACUUAUGCAGACAUUGCAGAUAAAAUUAAUCAUAGCUGCAGACGAACCAGCGGCGCAUGGCUGAGAGUGGUGCUGGAGAAGCCUUUUGGUCACGACUACAGGAGUGCACAAAUUCUAGCUUCUCAACUCGGAAGCUCCUUGAAGGAAGAAGAAAUGUACAGAAUUGACCAUUACUUGGGGAAGCAGGUUGUUUCAAAGAUACUUCCAUUCAGAAUGGAGAACAAGGAGUUUCUGGAUCCCAUUUGGAACAAGAACUAUAUCGAGAGAAUAGAAAUUGUAUUGAAAGAAACCCUGAAUGUUAAAGGCCGUAUUCCCUUCUAUGAUCAGUAUGGGGUGAUCAGAGAUGUUAUCCAAAACCACCUGACAGAAGUCAUGACCCUGCUGACCAUGAGGCUUCCCAUGAAUCUGAGCAGCAGUGAAGAAGUUCUCCAAAACAAGCUGAGAAUCUUCAGUUCCAUGCUGCCUUUAGGAAAGAAGCAAGCUGUGAUAGGCCAGUACCAGGCCUACAAAACAGAAGUUGAGAAGGAGCUAAAUAAUACGAAGAAUUACGUUAGCCACAUACCAACAUUUGCUGCGAUUGUGGCGCACAUUGACUUGGCUCAGUAUGACGGCGUGCCAAUAUUUAUGAUGUCGGGGAAGAUGUUAGACGAGCGAGUCGGGUAUGCACGAGUUCUUUUCAAGAAUGACAUCUUUUGUGUUCAAAACCAGAACAGCAUUCCCUGCAAAUCCAAACAGAUCGUUUUCUACUUUGGACACGGCGCCCUUCAAUAUCAAGCCAUUCUUGUGAGUAAGAAUUUAUUCAAGCCAGUUUUAAUCAACAGCGAGUGGAAGGAGGUGACGGAACAUACAGAUGUCAAUGUGCUGGGUUUACCCAUUUCAGACUACUAUGUGCAUACUCCAAAAGUGCAGAAAGACGCUUAUGCAGAACUUAUCUCUCACAUCUUUGCUGGACGCAAAAAUUGUUUUAUUAGUACUGAAAACCUCCUGGCUUCCUGGAGCUUUUGGACACCCCUGCUUAAUAGCCUAGACCACGCUUUCCCACGCAUUUACCCAGGAGGUGCUGGCAAUGGCCACAUCUUGGAUGUCUCUCUGAAAGGGAGAAACAUUGACUACACAAAUGAAGUUAUAAUAAUCAGCCCUGAUCAAAUGAGCAGCACAUCAGUGGACAGUUUCCAGGUGGUACAAGGCAAAUAUCGUAGUGCUGACAUGGUAUCUGCCUGGGCUGAGGCACUAGUUGAGAGGUUAGCUGUCGACAUAGAGGAAGCAGCUGAAGCAGCAGUGAGAGAGGGUGAGGUCUUCCACCUUGCCCUGUCUGGAGGUUCUACUCCCCUAGCACUGUUCCACAGAUUGGCCCUGUACCACUUCUCCUUCCCCUGGAGGAACACCCACGUGUGGAUGGUGGAUGAGCGCUGUGUGCCACCAACUGAAUUUGAUUCCAAUUUCUAUAGCUUGCAUGACCAUCUGCUGCAACAUGUGAGGAUUCCUUAUUACAACAUGCACCCCAUGCCAGUGCAACUCAACCAGCGUUUAUGCGUGGAGGAGGACGGAGGCACAUUGCUGUAUGAGAAAGAGAUCAGCAAGUGGGUAAAUGGAUCCAGCUUCCAUUUUGUACUCUUGGGAGUUGGUUAUGAUGGCCACACAGCCUCUCUGUUCCCUGGCAAAAAAUCAGAUGGCCUUGAGAAAUGUCUGGUAGCCCUCACUGAGAGCCCCGCCAAACCUCACCAGCGUAUGAGCCUGACUCUCACUGCUAUUAACCGUGCCAGAAAGGUUGCUCUUUUGGUGAUGGGCAAAGGCAAGCAUGAGCUGAUCAUCCAAAUGAGCCGGUCAAAAGACAACCCAGAAAAAUGGCCCGUCACAGGGGUAAAGCCCACUGACGGCAAGCUUGUUUGGUAUAUAGACUAUGAUGCACUCUUAGGAUAGGAAUUACCCACCUAACAUUCAAUCCCACAGGUGUGUUUGUAGCUGGGUGUUUCAUGAGAAUGUAUCAGCCAGCACUUGAAGGACCGGCGAUUUUGUGUUGGGUUAUUAUCUACAAAUUACAUAUACAGAACAUUAUUAUUGACCAUUAAGCAUACACUGAUGUUUUUCAGUUCAUUGCCUUUCAAAUGGGGAUGGAUCAAUAAUUCUAUGGGUCGUUGGUCCUAUGGGUCAUUGGAGCAAGCUAAAGCCAUUUGUAGUAGAUCCUGUGGCAAAAGUUUUAUAUGCACAUCUGACUUUAAUAUAACUAACCACAACAAUGGACACAGUACUGUGCAUCUCAAACACAAUCUAUUCAUAGUAUACUUGGGUCUCUGAUGAUGCAGAAAUAUUAUGUGUCAGACAUAAUAUUAUAAAUAACUCAGGAGUGUUCAUCUCCACAGAAAAUUUAUGUUCGGUCUAGUCUUUGGUGAUAUUGCAUUUGUAAUGUAUUUUUCAAGUGACACAGAAAUUGUAAUGUAUCCAUGACCCCAUUCAACAGUACCAUCAUCAUUGUCAUGUCAGUAUUUUAGAAUCAAGAGAGUGCUUCAGUAUAGUAUCGUCCAUCCAUUCAAUAUUAUGCACAAUCAUAUAACAUAAACAGGCUUUCUUUUCUCAGUUACCACCUUCAUGCUGCGCACAAUACCAUGAGUCAGUGCUGCAGCUGGAGUCCUGGUUCUGAACUGUAACAAAGUCUCUGAGUGCUUUUGCAUUUCCUGGACGCUGCUACAUUGCUGCGACAGACAGUUUUAUUCUUUGCCUUGUUGCACCAUUCACAAGGAACUGUAGGACCAAUGACCUAUAGGGCCAGCAACCCAUAGGACUACAGGCCUGUAAUCUUUCCAACGGCUACUCCGUUUGUUUGAAUGAAUAUCAGGAUCAGGUUUUUUUUUUUUUUUUUUUUUUUUGGGAUAAUCCUCUUUGUUUUUUUUGUUUGUGUCAAAGAUGAAAGUUUUCCCUGAAAUGCGUUAUCUUAAGACAUGGAGUGCAUCUAUUAAUUGUAACCUGUAACUGCAUGCUAAGGCUAACUGUGGUUAGCAUUUCCUCUUAUCAAUAUGAAUAUCAAUAUGAGCUCAAUAUGAAUGGAGCUAUGUCCAGUAUAACUGUUGCGUUUCUCUUUACAAAUUUCAUCAUCAUUUUGUGUAAUGACUGUCAGAGUUGUUUUGAGGAUGGUGCCAAAAUGUGACUAUGGGACACUAAAAGCAUAGCCCUUUUUUUUUUUUUAACUUGACUUAGGACUGGGCAACAAUAUUACAGUAAUAAAAUUUAAAAUUCACUGACAUGUCACAGUGAGGCAUUAAAUGUCUUGACUUCACAUCUCUAGUUGAUGUGUAGCGAAUGAAUCCUUGGAAGGUUGGAAAUAAAUUUAAAAAGUUGUAAGAUUUGAAAAAUGGUAUAGUUUCUUGUUAAUAAUGACACAUUACUUCUAAUAUAAAUUUAAUUUCAAAACCUUACUGAAAGAAACUUUGAUUUUGAAAAUUUAGACAAAUGUAUGAAGUAUACAUGUCUCCAAGUUUAGAAAGCAGAAAGAAUUGAACACUGAAAGUGUUUGCUGUUCCAAACACUUGCACCAGGAGUUGUGUUUGUCCAGUUUCAAG